Molecule: messenger RNA, 2354 nt
Organism: Cimex lectularius (bed bug)
Lineage: Eukaryota; Metazoa; Arthropoda; Insecta; Hemiptera; Cimicidae
Exons: 4
Coding region: 351-2018 (555 amino acids)
Source: RefSeq, a predicted model, not a curated record
AGCAAUUUGAAAAUUUUAAAUCCGGUUAAUCUAGAUAAUAAUUCGGCGGCGACCCGAUUUCUCUAUCCGCGGCCUCUAUUCGACGGAUUCGCGAAACACCUUGUCGCGCCUCGCAGACCGGCUGCGUUCUCAGAGGCCAGGGCGACUCGGUUCUGCGAUCUCCGACCUUUUCUCUUUCAGCGAUCUCUGGUUCAAGAUCAUUCGUUUCUGCUAUUUUCAAAAAGGGAACGUGCGAGGCGGCUGCCGUCACAGUCGUAGUUAGCAGUCACCCCACUCGUCCAAUCGUCGCUCGGCUACGCUCGGCUCGGAUUCCUGCUCCUGGCUUCCUGGCCAUCUACGCGCGUCCUGCGAUGGACCGGAUCAACGACGAGGACGUCCACGGAUGGGAGAUCGUCCGAGAGGAGGAUCUCGUCGAAAGGAGCGACGACGAAAGCGUCGAAAUAAUCAACGGUUAUUCGUCCAAGGAGGAAGAAUCUUCCGCCGAAGAUGAUGAUGAGUGUGAAUCUCCAGAUCAUUUAGGGUUAGGUAACUGCAUCACACCAGUGCAAACAGGUGGUCAACUUGUCCUUCUGCAAGAUGAACUUACAGGUUCAUCUGCCACUGUCAGCUUUCAGGAUGUUGUAGAGACAGUCGUUGUAGUAAUUGCCAUUUCAUCAAUGGGGCUAGCAGUCACCUCUGCUGUUAUGAAUAGAGAAGAUGUUGUUGCACGUCAGAUUCAAAAGUUCCAUUUGGACAACAUGGAUCUCAGAGAACAAAUUAAUUAUUUGAAAAAAGUAAUUCAAGAUUUAAAAAGUUUACAAAUCCCCAAAUACAAACCGGAAGAAGGUGAAUUAAUGGGAUUCAAAACUAGUGCUGAAGAUCCCUUACAACCUUCUCAUCCGUUUUCCAAUCAAGUGAGAAAUGAUUAUAAUGAGAAAAUACACGUGGAGGAACAUGCUAGCAGGAUGGAUACAGAGGAUAAAGUAAACAUGGAAAAUUUCACCCAAGGAAAUUCUUUUGAAAGUCCCUUGCCAAAUAUAGCAGACGAUUUCAUUUCCAGAGGAGAAUUGUUUAAACACUCUAUCAAAACAGAUAUUGAUCUCUUGAACAAUCAAGUCGCGCAGAGUAUACUCAAAACUUCAUUGAGCAUUAAAAACAUCCUUUAUGAAAAGAUUUGCUUGUUGGGCCCAUAUUUUGUGUUGAGUGAAGAAGAUUGUAAAAAACAUUUACCAGACUUGAUAAACAAAGAACCUGUAAUACUUCAAAACAUCAGUCAACUUGUAGAAAUUUCUAAUAACAUUUCUGCUAUUAUAAAUGGAGUUGCUAAGGAAGUUGCUUUCUCCUGGAUGGAACUGUAUGUUAAUUUAUUUGAGAAUAGGUUAAACAAAAUUUCUAAUGAUAUUAACCAAAAUAUUAAUGUUAAUAAUGAAAUUAUGACAAAUAUAUUAAAUCAUGUAACCUCCAAAAAUAACUCUCAAUAUGUCACUUUGAAUGAGAAACAUCAUUGUAAAAAAAUGUGCUCUAGAAUAAAGCAGAAAAAAAGGGAAACUGAUAAAACUUAUAAUAAAAAAGCAGAAAAUUUUGAUAAGCAACAUAAGAACAAGAAAGAGAAAACAGAAAAAAAUGGAAAAUAUAAAAAAGUGAGGCAACCUCAAGAUAAGAAAAAAUUGAAAAAACAGAAUAAUAAAUUUGAACAUAAGAAUUUAAAAAAACAACCACACCAUCAUAAACAUAAGAAAGAAAACGAUGACAAUUACAAAGGAAAAUUUUAUUUUGAUAAAACCAAAUGGAAAUUUGUCACUAAGGGUGGGAAAAUAAAUAAAAACACAAUGCAUAAAAGAAAGGAAAAACAUUGUUGUGGCAUUGGAAACUGCAGUUUUAAAUAUGGUUGUUCAAUAAAUAUGACAUUUGACAACAUGAAGCCUGAAAAGAACUGGUAUAUUGACAUGGGUAAUCAUCGUUCAAGUAAACGAUUUGAAGAGUCAAGAAUUGAGUGGGUGUUCGACAGAGCAAAAGGUCGAAGAUUUAUGAAGAGUUAAAGUUUUAUUUUGUUUAUAAUACGUUUUGCACAAAAAGGUUAUAUUUUAAAUUAAAAUGUAAGUAUUUUACUGGUACAGUAACUUAUUGUUAAAAACGAAUGGUAUGACUAAUAUCAUUGAUUAUGGAUCUGUUUUUAUUUAUUUAUUUAUUUUUUGUUUUUAAGAAUAGUUAUACCACAAAUGUGAUUUGUAAAAAUAUUAGUUGUAUAAAUGUAGAUAUUUUAAACUUUUACCACUAAUUAGUUUUGUUUUCUUUACCACACUGAAGUGUAUUAUAAAGCUUUAAAUUUUCACAAUUACCUGAAUUUAAUUUUAAAUAAAUUGUUUUUAAUAUUG